UCUGGAUUGGUUUUCUUCCACUACUAUCCAACCGGAGAAUGGACGAUUAAUUAAUCCUCCAAAUGAAGUACCAUCGUCACGCAAGGAACAGUUUGUAUUUCUAUUCCUAGCCAUGGUGGGUUGCUUUGCUCCAUCACCCUUGGGUCCAGAUCAAGGCUCACAAAGGAAGUGGAUCCAAAAGAAGAAGAAGAAGAAGGAGGCUAGAGUUGGUGGAAUCUUAAUGAUCAGCUCUAUCUUGCUUAUGUUUAUGUUGCAAAUGAGCAGAGUUGAAGUACAAGCUGCGUAUCUUCCUCAAGCUGAAGUGGAAGCUCUACGCGAAAUUGCGACACAACUGGGAAAAAGAGAUUGGAAUUUCAGUGUAGACCCUUGCAGUCGUGAAUCAAGCUGGGAGACACCAAAAUCCGAAAGCAUGCCACAGUACAACAAUACUAUCCUCUGUAAUUGCACAGGCCUGGAUGGUGUAUGCCAUGUUGUUCGCAUAAUUCUCAAAGGGCAAGAUCUUGAUGGUGUGCUUCCACCAUCAAUUGCGAAGCUGCCUUUCUUUAAGGAACUUGAUCUAACUCGCAACUAUCUUAGUGGCAAUAUACCACGAGAGUGGGUUUCCACAAAACUGGAAAUUCUGUCCAUCUCAGUGAACCGCUUAACAGGUCAGAUUCCAAGUUACAUGGGAGGAAUGACCUCGCUCAAAUACUUGAACCUAGAGAACAAUAUGUUUUAUGGACCUGUUCCUGCUGAGCUUGGAAACUUGGUUGAUUUGGAGUCUCUCAUUCUUAGUGCCAACAACCUCUCUGGAUCUUUACCUCAGAAUCUCACUAUGAUCACCAAUUUAACAGAUUUUAGGAUUAGUGGUAACAAUUUCAGUGGAAAAAUACCCAGUUUAAUUCAGAAUUGGAAAGGACUUAAGAGGCUAGAGAUCCAAGGUAGUGGUCUUGAAGGGCCUAUACCCUCUAGCAUUUCUGCCUUGACUAAUUUAAUUGAUCUGAGGAUCAGUGACAUACUUGGGGAAGGUUCUGAUUUUCCAAAUUUACAAAACAUGACAAAAAUUCAAUAUUUGACAUUGAGGAACUGCAAUUUAUCUGGACCUUUCCCUGACUAUAUCGUCCAAAUGGGAACUCUUUUCAUUCUAGAUCUCAGUUUCAAUAGAUUGACCGGCAAUCUUCCAAUUCCAACAAACAAUGAAUAUCUGGCAGUCUGUAUGGCGAACAACUUGCUAAAUGGACCCAUUCCAGACUGGAUCAUGAACAGAAAAAGUCCAACGGAUGUUUCUUACAAUAACUUUUCCGGAACUCCUGACCCAAGGGCUUGUCGAGAUAAUCUGAAUUUGUUCAAAAGCACCUCUCGAGGGAAGGACUUAAAGGCUGUGGAGUCACUGGAGUGCUUGGGUAACUAUGGUUGUUCAAAAGAUCAUUAUUCAUUGCAUAUAAACUGUGGUGGAAGAGAAAUCACCAUUGGGAAGUUCCGCUAUGAAGCAGAUGAAAAAAAUGGAGGUGAAGCACUAUAUGUCACCUCGAAAGACAAUUGGGUACUUAGUAGCACUGGACGUUUUAGGGAUACAAAUAAUGCACUAGACCAGUUCAUAGCAAAAAAUGUGUCCGUACUGAGUAUGAACAACUCCGAAUUGUACACAAGUGCACGUCUGUCUCCCCUCUCUCUCACAUACUAUGCACGUUGUUUAGCAAAAGGGAAUUAUACUGUGAAGCUUCACUUCGCGGAGAUAGUAAUCAGGGAUAACAGAUCCUUCCAAAGUCUGGGAAGACGGAUAUUUGAUGUUUAUAUCCAGGGUGAACUCGUGUUGAAAGAUUUUGAGAUCAAGAAGAAAGCACCAGGGGUAGAUAAAGUACUAAUUACACCAUUUAAGGCAGUUGUUAAGGAUGGAACUUUAGAGAUACUCUUUCAAUGGGUUGGGAAAGGAACAACUGCUGCCCCACAUAGAGGAAUAUUUGGUCCUCUCAUAUCUGCCAUUGACGUGGAAGCUGAUUUUAAGCCUCCUAUUGACUGGAAGAAGUUCAUUGUGGCUGGAGCCGUUGUUUUUCCAUUGCUCCUCAUUUUCAUUAUUGUAGGCAUUCUUUGGUGGAAAGGUUGUUUAGGAGGCAGGAUAUUAAGGGAAAAAGAUCUUAAAGGGCUGGAUCUGCAAACUGGUUCCUUCACUUUGAGACAACUAAGAGCUGCCACUAACAAUUUUGAUUCUGCAAACAAGAUUGGAGAAGGUGGUUUUGGGUCUGUAUACAAGGGUGAAUUAUUAGAUGGCACCAUUAUAGCUGUGAAGCAACUAUCUUCCAAAUCCAGGCAAGGAAACCGUGAAUUUGUGACUGAAAUAGGAAUGAUAUCUGGUUUAAGGCACCCAAAUCUUGUAAAGCUUUAUGGAUGUUGUGUUGAAGGAAAUCAGUUACUGCUGGUAUACGAGUAUAUGGAAAACAAUAGCCUGGCACAUGCACUCUUUGAUUCAGAAACAAGUUCUCUGAUGUUGGACUGGGCAACAAGACAGAAGAUUUGUGUAGGAAUAGCCAGAGGUCUAGCAUUUCUCCAUGAAGAAUCACCACUGAGGAUCAUCCAUAGAGACAUCAAAGCAACAAAUGUCCUGCUUGAUAGAGAUCUGAAUGCCAAGAUAUCGGAUUUUGGACUAGCAAAGCUCUUUGAGGAGGAUAAUACUCACGUUAGCACCAGAAUUGCAGGAACUAUAGGAUAUAUGGCUCCAGAAUAUGCACUCUGGGGUUAUCUAACAGAAAAGGCAGAUGUUUAUAGCUUUGGGGUUGUUGCUCUGGAAAUUGUCAGUGGAAGGUGCAAUACCAGUUACAGGCCGAAAAAUGAUGCUGUUUGUCUUCUUGAUUGGGCCUUCAUUUUGCAUCAGAGAGGAAAUCUAAUGGAGAUAGUGGACCCAAGGUUGGGGUUUGAAUUCAACGUGGAAGAGGCUGAAAGGAUGCUUAAAGUGGCUCUUUUAUGCACCAAUGCAUCACCAACGAUAAGGCCUACAAUGUCAGCUGCUCUGAGUAUGCUUGAAGGACAAAAAAGCAUCGAGGAAGUGGUAUCAGAUCCUAGCAUUUAUGCUGAUGGCAUGCGAUUUAAACCCCUCAAGAACCAUCACCAGCAGAUUUCACACGACGGUUCAAGCACAAGCCAGGCACUAACUUUUUCAUCAGAUAAUACAGGGGUUGGAUCUUCCACCAUAUCUGGUCAUGAUCUCUACCCCAUUAAUCCGGAGUCCACAAAUUUUAAGUUAAGUGAAACUUCACCACUUUCAUGCCAGUGGUAGGAUCAAUAACCAAGAUGGUUUCAGAAUUUCAUAUUGUUCAGGUACUAGUUGAAUUUAUCUUGCUGUAAUAUAAUUCUCUUCUCGUCAAUUGUUAUAAACUAGUAUAUUUACUCAAAGUAGCAAGUUGAAUUUGUAAUUUUGUAUGAGGUCUGAACCGACAGCUUGUGUCUCUUUCUUCUUGGUUGCAAUAUUUGUGUGUAUUACUCCCUCCGUUUUUUGUUACAUAUCGUUUUAGGAGUUUAUUCAUAUACACUCAGAUAAUUUUACUAUUUAUAGAAUAACUUUUUCACC
Molecule: messenger RNA, 3541 nt
Organism: Manihot esculenta (cassava)
Lineage: Eukaryota; Viridiplantae; Streptophyta; Magnoliopsida; Malpighiales; Euphorbiaceae
Product: probable LRR receptor-like serine/threonine-protein kinase At1g07650
Exons: 25
Coding region: 113-3250 (1045 amino acids)
Biological process (GO): protein phosphorylation
Molecular function (GO): protein kinase activity; ATP binding; protein binding
Source: RefSeq, a predicted model, not a curated record